Molecule: messenger RNA, 1197 nt
Organism: Sphaeroforma arctica JP610
Lineage: Eukaryota; Ichthyosporea; Ichthyophonida
Exons: 2
Coding region: 1-1197 (398 amino acids)
Source: RefSeq, a predicted model, not a curated record
AUGGUGUACAUGGGUGUAUCGAUAAUGAACGGAAUAUACGGAACACAGACACUAGGUCUACUGCUACUUCUAAUGAUGGCCUUAGUCUUGGCAUUCGUGUUCACCACUAUACUGGUCGCAGUCGUACUCGUAAACCCCAAUCCUGGAGCAGUUCUGGCUACAUACGUUGCUUGUAUGUUGGUUAUAUGUUCGGGUCGCCUGGGUCCCAUGGGCGUCGGUGGAUCGAUCUCACUGAACUUCAUAAUCAUGCUUGCUUCGUUCAUAUUCUUCUAUUUGUACGACUACGCACUACAUGGCCUGCAUGCAUCCAUACCCCUGGCAGACCUGGCAAAUAGCGCACUCCUCGCUGAUCACGGAACACCUCUUCCCAUACCUGAAUUGGUCGAUAUGCUACAAAUACAAUUCACCGCAGCUGUAGGUGCGGUCUUUAGCUUCACCAUACCAGCUAACAUCAGUACCACGCUUGCCGGUAGUACAUGCAGUGUAAGUGUAUCAGACGAUACUUUAGACAUCUUGGUGGAACCCGGGUGGUGGGUCAUUGAUAACAUUCCGUGGCGCGGUGAUAAUGCAGUCAUAGCUGCUUCGGGGCCCAUGAUGUGGAUGGUAGUGGUUGGUCUCUCGAUAUACUUAGCAGUCCACUUAGUACCGCCCUACUACAGUGCCAACCGAGAAAUCCGAGACAUACUUGGGCCUAUCGAAACACCUUCGUACCAUGAAGGGCAAGACAUUGUAUCACUCGAUGAACAGACAACGAGAGAAGGACGGGGAUCUGAAGACAAACCAAGUUCCAAUGACUUUGACGCCCACUUUUAUGCAGCCUAUAGAGCUAAGCAUCUGGCGUCGUCUCCCGUAGGUCUUUUAUUGGGCCAAGCCGUACGGUCGGCACUGACCAGCACCGACGCACUGCUCAACUCGGCAGCCAAUGGCGAGCCACACUGGUUUUCGCCGUGUGUGUUUGUGCGUACUCACGACGAGAUGAGGGCUGUAGAUACAAGGGUGGGUCAACUGGCUGCAUCAGUCAUACUGUAUAAUAUGUACUUCAGUGAAAGGAACCCUAUGGAGCUCAACAAUCCCCCUGAGCUGGCACAAGCCAAAGAGCGUCUGGUGACCACAGCCCGGCAAGAUGGUCGACGAGUGCGGGAGAAGCAUCUGCACAAUACCUACCUUGUUCAACAAGGCUCUACUAAGCACGCUUAA